This is a messenger RNA of Daktulosphaira vitifoliae (grape phylloxera), 807 nucleotides long. RefSeq lists its product as uncharacterized. NCBI's taxonomy places the organism in Eukaryota, Metazoa, Arthropoda, Insecta, Hemiptera, Phylloxeridae. The coding region runs from base 181 to 645 and encodes 154 amino acids. The record is from RefSeq and is a predicted model, not a curated record. The transcript is spliced from 4 exons.
UUUAGUUAAAGUUAGAUAACAGUAUGUGGAAGUUUUAAAUAAUUAGCGUAAAAUAAUUGAAUAAGAAGGAUCUCAUCUAUACUGUAAUAAAAUGAUGCAUAUAAGUUUUUUUUUAAUGUUUUAAACAUUUUAUUUAGUUUUAAGAAAUCAUUCAUAUUAUUGACAAAUCAUUUUAGAAAUAUGAAUUUCAACGACUUACAUUGUAUGGCAAAAAAAAUUGAUCUACAGGUUAAAACAUUAGAAGCUAAAGUAGCAAAUCCUAUGGGUAUGAUUUAUUCAAAUAAUUCUAGCCAAGGCGUGAAAAUUUUAUCAUUGUUAAAAGAUAUGGUUGGCAAUAUUGAAGAAAAAAAGAAAAUAAUUGAAUCUACCAUUUAUGAACAAAAUAAUGCCUGGAGUGAAAUGAUAGAAGAUUACAAUUUCAUAGCAAAGUAUAAGUCAGAUAUAAAUGAUAAAUUAGAUGAGUUAGAAAACACUUGGUCAAAUCAAUAUCCGUGUUAUAAACCAUUUAUUCCUACGAAUACAGUAGACACUAUAGAAAUAGAUACAGAAUUUCAAGAAUUACAUUUACAAGAAGAAGAAAAACAGUUGGCUGAUCAAUCAUUAAAUGACAAUAGUUUGUGCAACAUUACUUUAUCUCAAUAUUAAAUUUAAUGAAAUUUGUUUAUAUCAUUGGUGAUCUUUUUUUAUUAUUUAUUUUUAUUGGAGAAUUUAAUUUUUUUGUAUAAAUUAUUAAAUUAAUUAAUUUUUUUAUUAUUAAAAUUAUUUUGUAUGAAUAUUGAUAAUAUAGAAUAUAAAUAAUAUUAAAAA